AUGGAAGCGACCAAGCUUGAAGAGAACGGGGAUCGGGCUACCGGCGCACGCUCUUUUGAUUGUAGCUUCUGUAAGAGAGGGUUCUCUAACGCCCAAGCUUUAGGAGGCCACAUGAACAUGCACAGGAAGGACAAGGCCAAGCUCAAGCAUCCCUCUCGCUGCGGUAAUCCAUUCCCUUCCAGGAACGCCGUGCCCUCGUCUCUUCCGAUCGUCGGUGGCUACACGUCCCCUGCGAGCCAUGAAAGCGCGUGCAUCUCCACAUGGCGAUGGAGCUUCCCAGGUGCAGAAGACGACGGCUACAGAUUCGGUAGUCUCGUGGAUUCCGCUCGCCGGUCGACUUUGUCAUCUCGAGCAAAUGGUCAAGGAUCGAGAAGUGGCAAGGUGGUGGAGAUGCAUCAGACGAGGCACGGCGUGGUCGAAGCAGACAUAGAUCUGGAGCUCCGGCUGGGUCGAUCGGUGACCUACUUAAGUUCUGAGGACAAGACUCAGCAGGGUGCUUCUUUCACGGAGAGGAUUCUCUGA
This is a messenger RNA of Musa acuminata subsp. malaccensis (wild Malaysian banana), 522 nucleotides long. Its product is annotated as transcriptional regulator SUPERMAN-like. NCBI's taxonomy places the organism in Eukaryota, Viridiplantae, Streptophyta, Magnoliopsida, Zingiberales, Musaceae. The record is from RefSeq and is a predicted model, not a curated record.